Messenger RNA from Hansenula anomala, 715 nucleotides. RefSeq lists its product as uncharacterized. Lineage: Eukaryota; Fungi; Ascomycota; Saccharomycetes; Phaffomycetales; Wickerhamomycetaceae. The record is from RefSeq and is a predicted model, not a curated record. The annotation marks the transcript as partial. The transcript has a single exon.
UAAGAACAGAUCGGUCUCAAAGGAUCUCUCAAUGGAUUCUGGGGUUUCGCUAGAAGGUUUUGCUGCUGAGUAUGCUCGUGAAAAGAGCCUUGAGGUUUCCCAAAGACUAAAAGAAAUCAUGUCAACAGAAACUGCAGAUGCAAAGAAGAUUAUUGAAGUGAAUUUGGCGAUAAAGAGCAAUCAGCCUUAUUAUGAGUUACCAAUAACCAGAGAUUCUGAGUUUUCUUUGGGUACAGAUGACACUUUAGGUAGUUAUCUAUCGGAGAAGUUAAACCCACCAAAACCAUUAUCUGAGUAUGUUAAGACUCCUAUCCCAACCCACGAAAGAAGUGGUCCAAGUUUCCUCAAAACAAAAAAUCAUCGUCGUUUGUCAUUUAUGAAUAGAAGCAAAAGCGUUGGAAAUAUGACUGAGGCUGAGAAAAUUCAUUCGGUAAGAUUUGCUCCUUCUCCAGAUUUUAAAUUAGAAACAAAGAAGUCAAAAGGUAAGGAAGAUGAAUCUCCUGAACAUUAUGAAGAUAGCUAUAAUGAUUUUAGUCGUCAACCUCAAAAAUCGAUUCUUCAAAACCAAAGUGGUACAAAUCAAAGAGGAAGAUCGAUACUUCAUAGAUUGAGGUCUGUAUACUCCAAGAAAUAAUUAGAACCUUGUUAAUUGUUAAAUAUGUAGGGUACAGUUCUCGGGUAAAUAGUUCGCGGAAAUGUGUUUUUCACAAAAUGU